GUUACGAGCGUCCCGGGUGCUGCUGGUGGGGAUGAAGGGUCUGGGAGCUGAAGUGGCGAAGAACCUCAUCUUGGCGGGGGUCAAAGGUUUGACCAUGCUGGACCAUCAGCAGGUGUCCCAAGAGGACACGCGAGCUCAGUUCCUCAUCCCUGCGGGUUCCUUGGGCCGCAACAGAGCCGAAGCCUCGCUGGAGCGGGCGCAGAACCUCAACCCCAUGGUGGACGUCAAAGCCGACCCCGAGAGCGUGGAGAGCAAACCCGAGGGGUUCUUCACCCAGUUCGACGCA
This is a messenger RNA of Eurypyga helias (sunbittern), 286 nucleotides long. It is a transcript of the gene SAE1, whose product is annotated as SUMO1 activating enzyme subunit 1. The annotation marks the transcript as partial. NCBI's taxonomy places the organism in Eukaryota, Metazoa, Chordata, Aves, Eurypygiformes, Eurypygidae. The record is from RefSeq and is a predicted model, not a curated record. The transcript has 2 exons. Gene Ontology annotation, biological process: protein sumoylation. Gene Ontology annotation, cellular component: SUMO activating enzyme complex; cytoplasm. Gene Ontology annotation, molecular function: SUMO activating enzyme activity.